Messenger RNA from Durotheca rogersii, 2004 nucleotides. RefSeq names its product DmpA/ArgJ-like protein. Gene Ontology annotation, molecular function: aminopeptidase activity. The transcript is spliced from 2 exons. NCBI's taxonomy places the organism in Eukaryota, Fungi, Ascomycota, Sordariomycetes, Xylariales, Xylariaceae. Bases 479 to 1690 code for a protein of 403 amino acids. The record is from RefSeq and is a predicted model, not a curated record.
UAUUCGACUUGUUCAGCUUUCGGACUCGCCAUUUACCUACCUCUCUAAUUUCAAUUUACCUCGGUCUCGCCGUGGUCUAGUCCUACCCAAGAGCCGGCUCUGCCUCCCCUCGCGACGAUGUGCCGGCCAUAUACUAACAGAACCUACGUGCUCCCUAUACAACAAUCACCACCACCGACGAUUCCGUGUCGCGACACCGUCGACCUUCUGGAUUGAGCCGCCCCUCUCCAACAGAUCCCCAAUGGAAAUGUGCGUAGCUGCACGAGCGUCGGCGUGAGUCAGCGGAGAUCGGAGAUGGCAACGCUGGCAUGCGCAAAUCCUUCGAUAUUGGGGGAAAAGUCCAUAGAGACCGGGAUAAACGUAAGCAUAUAGAUAGGUAUAUAGAUUUAUAGCCCUGCGGUGUAUAUCCGUGUGAAUAAAGGGGCGAUUUCGAUACAUUUGAGUCCUCUUGGUAUUUGAAUUGGUUUUUUGAAGGAUCAUGUCGUCGGCCUCGAACACGAUUGGCACCGAGGAAUCGGCUCGGAUGGGACUCCGGGACUUGUUGCCCACCUUGUAUCUAGGCUCCUGGAAACCCGGUCCUCUGAACUCCCUGACAGACGUCCCGGGCGUCCUGGUCCACUCGCAAGAGAUCUUUGCCAACAAUGGCGCCGUGAACACGGGUGUGACCAGUAUCCUGCCCUGCAGAGACUGGUUUUACAAGGCUUGCUACUCGGGCAUAUUCAGAUUCAACGGUUCCGGCGAGAUGACCGGCAGCCACUGGAUCGAGGAGACGGGCCUCCUGCACUCGCCUAUCGUCAUCACCAACUCGUUCGCCGUCGGCGCGGCAUACCAAGGGAUCUACGAAUACGCCCUGAAGCAUUUAGGAACCACCAAGGGAAGCGUGGACUGGUUCUUGCUGCCCGUAGUGGCGGAAACCUUCGAUGGAUACCUAAACGAUCUGACUCAAUUUGCGGUCACGCCCCAACACAUUGUCAGGGGUUUAGAAAACGUGUCGAGUAACCCCGUAAGAGAGGGCAAUGUCGGAGGAGGGACUGGAAUGAUUUGUCAUUAUUUCAAGGGCGGAACUGGCAGCAGCAGCCGAGUCGUCGAGGGCCUCGACGUCAAAGGUGACCCUAAGACAUACACGGUUGGCGUGCUGGUCCAGGCCAACUACGGCCGGCCACACCAUUUUCGCAUUGCCGGGGUACCGGUGGGCAGGAUCCUGGCUGAAGAAGCUGAGGAGGCUGCCAAGAGCAACCCGGCCAUAAAGAUGGCUCGAGAAGAACUCGAAAGGGAAAGGGACAGGAAAGACGGGAGCAUCAUUGUCAUCAUCGCGACAGACGCACCUCUGCAUCCUAUUCAGCUCCAGCGGCUCGCUAAGCGAGCGACGGUAGGCUUAUCCAGGGUUGGUGGUUAUGGGCAUAAUCCUUCAGGAGACAUCUUCCUCGCUUUCUCGACCGGCAACGCGAUCCCCGUCCAAUCGAUAUCGAUGGAACGACGGGCCGUCGACCCUUACAAGCCCACGCCCGUCGCAGUAGACAUCGUCGACGAUUCCUCGAUCAAUGGCCUCUUCGAGGCGGCUGCCGACGCCACGGAGGAGUCCAUAUACAAUGCUCUCUGCAUGGCGGAAACUAUGGUCGGGAACGGAGGGCGCCGGAUCGAGGCGCUUCCUCUGGGAAGGGUGAGAGCCAUCAUGGAGCGAUGGCGCUGAUCACGGGGGGGGAGGUAGUCUUCGCCGACGCACACGCCGAACUACGGCCUCCCGCUUGAGAAUUAAUACGCGAGCUUACGGCAACUUAAAAAUCGAGGUAUUAUGCAAUAUGUAUGGCAUGAUAUUUGGGAGACCUCAAUCGUCACCAUCUUCUCCUCACCUCACUGCAUUUCCUAGGGAAGCGCCACGGGAGAAGAGUUUCUGCUUUUUCUUUGGUUGAAUUCUUCGGGCACGGUAUCUCCUACUGGAGGACGUGAGAGGAAAUUAGAAAAGAAAUAGAGGGAGAAAUAGAAGCCAGAUGCAAGAAGAGGGGU